Molecule: messenger RNA, 2488 nt
Organism: Limulus polyphemus (Atlantic horseshoe crab)
Lineage: Eukaryota; Metazoa; Arthropoda; Merostomata; Xiphosura; Limulidae
Exons: 7
Coding region: 355-1146 (263 amino acids)
Biological process (GO): regulation of cell differentiation
Cellular component (GO): membrane
Source: RefSeq, a predicted model, not a curated record
GGUACAGAUAUUACUCAGAGAGAAACUGUAUGUGCUGAUCGUCUUAUAUUUUAAACCAUCCUCUCUCAAGAUAUAAUUUUAAAUUAUUAAAUUUAGGUUACGAAAUUGUUUCCCCAGAAUUAUAUUUUUAAUUUCUCAUUAAUUCUAAACAUUCCUAUUUGAGUGUCGAGACUAAGUUAGCUCCUUCAAUUCUCUUGUUUUCUUUCAAUUUGAACAUUGAAAAGUCAUCAAAAGUAGGGUUUCUGUUUUUCUCUACUUAGCUGGUCAUCGAGAUUCGCUUGCGAGGUAUGGCAACUCAGCUGAAGAGCGGAUACAUGCUUAGAUAUAAAAUAUCUUCUAAGCUGGCCGAACCUCAUGAAAUAUUAUUGGUUUACGGCCGAAAAAUAUCGUAAACACCAGAGUACUCAAGUGAAGAAACAAGAGCGUAUAUUUAGUAAAGACUGGAAGGAGGAAUAUGUCGUGCUCUUCAAUGAUAGUACUCUCGUGUGGUUUAAAGACAAGGAUAAGAUGGAACCGGAAGGAAGUGUCAUCAUAAAAAAUGCGCCAGAAUUGAUGGCUUAUGGUCCCUUCACAGCUCGUGUUCCGAAAAGACCUGCUUUACCAAAUGGCUAUAGAACUUCACAACUGUUAGCAUUUGGUACCAAAGGAAAAGAAGCAGUUUACUGGUUUCUCUGUAAACAUGAAGAAGACGUGAUGUCUUGGAUGACUACCAUCAGUAACUUGCUGCCUCCACCUCCAGCAAGACCUUCUUCUCAAUUACAUGACUUUCAAGGUUGCCAAGGUUGCAGCAGACACACAUUUUUACCAUCUAGUGGCUUGUCUCAACAACUCAGUUAUGGAUACGUUCAGCAAUCAGAACCAGUUUCCAACGUUCCCAUUUCUGAUCGCCAAAACAAUGGUGACCUUGCUAUGAGUAUAUUUCUUGGUAGCACAAUGGGUUGGGGUUUAGGACGAGGCUGGAAUGAGGAGUGGGUCAAUAGUUUUUACGACGCUGGUGCUCACUGGUAUGAUAAUGGGGACCAUCACUUUAGCAAUAACGAAAGUGAUGUUAAUCACGAAUCUAUUGGAAUACACGAUGAUGCAUAUGAACCCGGUGGUCUCGACUCCACAGAUUUUGACAUGUGCGCAGAUUUUGGCGCAUUUUGAAUAUCAAAGGUUUUAUGUGUGUGUGUGUGUGUGUGUGUGUGUGUUUGUGUGUGUGUUUUAUGUGGUAUCAGGACAUUUUUGAAAGAAUUUACUGCGGUCCGUUACAAUUUAGUCAUGAAAGAGAAGCCCCCACCCCCUUGAUGCAAAAUUGAAUUCGGAAACAAACCAAUUGGUCAAGUAUGUGGGUUUAUAAGGUGCUUGUGUGAGUCUGCGCAGCACAGGCAUGAAUGUCUUGAUAAAGAAUGUAUUAGAUUUCAAAAUUAAUGUUACAUAUAUAGUUAGCUACCAAAAUUACCUAUACACCCUUAAGAUCCGGCGUAUUUAGUCAACCCUUUUACAUAACUUUCAUAAGGCAAUCAGUUAAAGUUAGAGGUUUCAAAAACUGCUUCAUAUUGCAAAGAAAGUUCUAUUUCUCUCUUCUAGAAACUCAUUCAAUUAUAUAAUAAAUAUUAAAAUCCACUCUCAUCCCAUACUUUCCAAUAAAUACAUCAGCUCACACGUCUAUCCAUCUGUCUAUUACAAAACCAAAGUCAGGAACUCUUAGUCAAGUUUCGACCCGAUUUAAGUUGUUAAGAAAGAAGCGGAAUAAUGUCCCUUAUGUGAUGUGAUAAUUCUUUUUAAACAUAUGUAACCAAUCACUGCUUUGUGCCAUACCUUUCAGUCAAAAGAAGAUGAAACUAUUUGUUGUCCCUUUAGCUAGUAACCUUCGCUGUUCUAGCUAGUCGCAGUCUGUGACUUUGAUUAGAUAGAAUGAUUAUUUUUAUAUAUUCAAUUAGGAUUUUCGUGCCAUUUUUAGUCAUAGACCUUAGCGAUGCUAGCUGGUCUUUCAAAAGAAAAAUCGUGUGUCAUCGUAAGUUUGGUAUUUGGUAGUGAAUGUCUCAAACAUCGUAAUUAUAUACAUUUUUCAUUUUUUAUUAGUAUUUUCUUUUACAAGGACAUUUUGACACUAUACUUUUAAUACAAAUUACAAGCACUGGAUCAAUAUGACACCGUAACUUUAAUAUAAUGAUGUCCGGCUUUCCAGAACGAAUUUGGAAAAUCCAUUUUGAAUACAGGAGUAUUGACUGUGUAUGGCCACUUUCAUAAAGUGUCCAAAUGCAUGUAUGUAUUUAAUAUAUGAAACUUGGCAUAUUCAUGUUUGUAAAUGAAUCAACUUUAAAUUUUCAUAGAACUUAUGAAAGUGUUUUACAUACACUCAGAAUGAACAACAUUGUUAUGAGUAGACUCAAAUAUAUGUAUGAGUUGUGAAGUUCACUUUGAUGUCAAAGCGAUGUAACAUAUAUAGCUACAAUUAUGUAUUACUAUUACUGUCACUCGCAGUUAAAUACUUUUAAUAAAGAUA